Messenger RNA from Phialemonium atrogriseum, 1155 nucleotides. RefSeq lists its product as uncharacterized. The coding region runs from base 1 to 1155 and encodes 384 amino acids. The record is from RefSeq and is a predicted model, not a curated record. The transcript has a single exon. Lineage: Eukaryota; Fungi; Ascomycota; Sordariomycetes; Cephalothecales; Cephalothecaceae.
AUGGUCGAGUUCCGCGGCGACGCCGACCACGGCCGCGUCUUCACCCUCGGGGAGGCGCUGUCGAGCUGCGUCGCCUUCGGCUGCCAGAACCCGCGGGACCGCAUCUACGCGCUGGCAAACGUCCUCGAGGAGAGACCCCUCGCGCCGGACUACGCCGUCGAGCCCGCGGUGCUCUACAUCCGCACCAUGCGCGACGUCCUCGAGCGCGCCGGCUCCUCGCUGGAUCUCAUGGCCUUUGCCGGGACGGGGUACGGCGGCGAGCCUGUCGUGGGCGGCCUGCCGUCCUGGGUCUCGGAGUGGAAUCGGCACCGGCCGCCACGCGCCUACGACUCGUACAGCGCGGGAUCGCAUCACCGCCCCGUGGUCAGGUUCUGCGACUCCGACCCCACCACCAUCACCGUCGAGGGAUGGGAUCUCGACGACCGCCUCGAGCACCUCACCGAGCCUUUGGAAGUCGGCGCCGGGACGGACCCGGUAGGAAGCAACGACAUACAGCGAUCCUGGUAUGCGGUGGCCGAAACCAUGGCCGUGCGCCACGCGACCCCGUACGGCGAACAGAGCCCUCGGGAGAGUUUCGUGCGGACGCUGCUGGGGGACCGCAUCUCCGUCCCUGCCCGCCCGCCGACGACGGAGGAGUGCCAGAAGAAAUACAGCAGUCUAAAAGAGUACUCCUAUCUCUUCAAAUGGGCGCACCCGUUGCAACCACAAAGGGCGGGCCUCAUCCGGCGAUUCCUGACCGCCUGCUGGAUGGAUUUGACGAUCGACCCCACGGAACAGCUCCUCAUCCAGCAACGGAUUCGGCAGUCGGAAUCCAUGGGCGAGAACUUUUCCUUCUCUAAAUCUGAGCAUCCUGCCCUCUUGCAACGCUUCUAUCAAGUCUCGGCGACCAAGGCAGAGUUUCUGUACUUCUGUCAGGUAUACGGGCGACGAUUUAUCGUCACUGAACGGGGCCGGAUGGCUGUCGUGCCGCCGCAUGCCAAGAAAGGCGACGUUAUCUGUAUCAUGAAAGGCGCUCGCAUGCCAUUCAUCUUGCGGAGGAAAAAGGUCGCGGGGGGGGUUUCGGAACGGUUCGAGCUUGUGGGGGCUUGCUAUGUGCAUGGCCUCAUGGACGGCGGGAAUGCGAACGAGCCAGAGAAAGAGUUCACUCUCAUCUAG